Molecule: messenger RNA, 2253 nt
Organism: Trichogramma pretiosum
Lineage: Eukaryota; Metazoa; Arthropoda; Insecta; Hymenoptera; Trichogrammatidae
Product: SET and MYND domain-containing protein 4-like
Exons: 5
Coding region: 166-2253 (695 amino acids)
Molecular function (GO): protein binding
Source: RefSeq, a predicted model, not a curated record
AAGUUAAAAAGACGAUUUCACUACAACUGUUGAGUGUUUUUACCUUUGUUUAAAAAUCGAAUCGACGUAAAAAUCCUCCAAGCUAUUUCGGUUGAACGGCGUCUCAGCGCGCAUUAAUUCGUUGCCACACAGCUCGUACGUUGAGGCGGCUCACUCAUUGGCAUCAUGGACGACGAGUUCGACGACUAUUUCACGGAAGAAGGGCGAAACUUACUAAAACUGGACAAUGAUCCAGAAUACGAGGCAGGUGCCUUCUUCCGCUCUAAUCUCCGUCAAGUUCGCGAAUCCCUGAGCCCCAGUGAAUUCCGAAAAUUUACCGAACUCGAGGAUGACUCAUCACGCGUUGCUUUCAUCUUGUCGAUACCGUUGGCUCACGAGCUGCCACUCGAAGUCGACAACGACGAAUUCAAGGAUCCCAUGGCGACCAAGGACAAGAAGGAGUCCGGAAAUGCAGCUUUUAGUUUGCAGCAUUAUCCAGUUGCUAUCGAGGACUACAACAAUGCUGCGAUUGUGGCACCCAAAGAAGAACUAGGCAUCAUCUUUGCCAAUCGAUCUGCGGCUCUCUAUCAUCUCGAGCGUUUCCGUUUGGCUUUGCGCGACUGCGACGAGGCGCUCAAAGUCGGAUAUCCGGCGCACCUGCGCUACAAAGUCGAAGAACGCCGGGCUCGUUGUUUCCUCGGCCUCAAGUGCCAUAGCCUGGCUAUCGAGGCUUUCCAGCGAGCUUUGAAGAGUUUGGACGAGGCCAAAGUGGCGCCGGAAAAGAAGAAAAAGCUCGAGACCGACAUGAGAGUCAUGGCGUCGGUCCUUCAAAAGGCCCAACAAAUGAACGAGAAGGAAGGCGUUGACCUAAACAAGAUGAAACAGUUGGAGAAGAGUCGCUUGAAGGACAAGGACGAGAUUCCGCGCGUACCCGAGGUCAAUCCAGCUUAUCCGGCGUUAAGCGCAUCUAUCGAGAUUCGCGACGGAGGCGCUAGCCGAGGAAGAUACGCCGUUGCCACCAGAGACAUAGCGCCCGGCGAGCUCGUCGCCGUGGAGAAGCCCCACUGUUUGGCUCUGCUCGGAGAGUAUCGUCUGACGCACUGCCAUCGCUGCUCUACUCGCAUCGGUGUCGCCUAUCCCGCGACUUGCUACAAGUGCAGCAGCAUAGCCUACUGCAGUCCAGAUUGCCGCGACAAAGACACACGAGUCCACGAAAUCGAGUGCGCCAUGUUGCCGCCUUUGUGGUGCUCCAACGCCUCGGUCACGUGCAUGUUGGCUCUGCGGGCAAUUACCCACAAGCCCUUCGAGCAAUUUAUCAAACUUAAAGAUCCAGAGCUGGUUAAAAGGCAAACCCCGAGUAAAGAAAAACCCUAUCUCGGCAAGGAUUACAGAACUUUUACGAAUUUAGUUACUCACCAAGACGAGCGAACCGUCGAAGACCUGUUUCAUCGGUCUUACGUGGCCGCUUGGUUAUUCAGGAUUUUACAAAUGACCUCUUAUUUCCCUCCUCACGUUAGGACUCCCGAUUCGGCUCAAGUACCGCUCACCGAAGAGGAACUUUUCGUUGCUGGUUCUAUACUUCAUCAUAUCCAACUACUGCAGUUUAAUGCUCACGAGAUAUCAGAAUUCACCAGAUCAAGAAAAAAAAUAGAUUUGAGUAAAGGUUCCAAUCAGUUUAUAGGUGGUGGGUGUUUUACAACCAUGGCACUCUUCAAUCACUCUUGCAACCCUAGUGUUGUGAGAUAUUUCGUCAAAGAUGCCAUGGUCGUCAGAACUGUAAAGUCUAUAUCAGCUGGCGACGAAGUGAAUGAAAAUUAUGGCCCUAUAUUUACAGAAACACCGGAAAAAGAACGGAAGCGCGUAUUGAGGCUGCAUUAUUGGUUUGAUUGUGAAUGCGAACCUUGCUCUAAACACUGGCCUCUCAUCGGCGACAUUGAUCCAAAUAUUCUAAGGUUCAAAUGUGAAACUGGUUCAUCUUGUGGCAAUAUACUUGAAGUAAAAAUCAACACCGACCUCUUCAUGAUACCAUGCGUCAAAUGUGGAAAGAGUACCAACAUAUUAAAAGGAUUAAAAGCCAUGCAAGAGACCGACGCCCUUUACAAAAGUGCGCAAGAAAAGAUCAAAGAGGGCAAAGCCGAAGAAGCUUUGACAUCAUUACUCGACAUUUUAAAGAUCCUUGAUGAAACUUUAGCUUUACCUAUAAGAGAUUAUCACUUAACGCAACAAAGCGUUAGACAAUGUAUGUUGGCGUUAGGUAAUAAUGCAUUGGUUUAG